GUAAUGAGGUCUCUUGGGCAGAAUCGCACAGAGGCAGAGUUACAGGACAUGAUUAAUGAAGUAGAUGCUGAUGGAAAUUGCACAAUUGACUUCCCGAAAUUUUUGACCAUGAUGGCAAGAAAAAUGAAAGAUAGAGACAGUGAAGAAGAAAUUAGAGAAGCAUUCCAUGUGUUUGAUAAGGAUGGCAAUGGCUAUAUUAGUGCUGCAGAGCUUCGUCAUGUGAUGACAAGCCUGGGAGAGAAGUUAACAGAUGAAGAGGUUGAUGAAAUGAUCAGGGGAGCAGAUAUUGAUGGUGAUGGUCAAGUAAACUACCAAGAGUUUGCACAAAUGAUGACAGCAAAGUGA
Molecule: messenger RNA, 345 nt
Organism: Suricata suricatta (meerkat)
Lineage: Eukaryota; Metazoa; Chordata; Mammalia; Carnivora; Herpestidae
Product: calmodulin-like
Exons: 1
Coding region: 4-345 (113 amino acids)
Molecular function (GO): calcium ion binding
Source: RefSeq, a predicted model, not a curated record